UAAAAGCCACAUUCCUGCUGGACUGUGAUCAGGACUCUAUGUAGCUGACUGUUUAUUGAUUCCUGGACAAGGGAUUGAGUCUUCAUAGAAGGGGAUCCAUACUCCCUUCCCUCCCACUCACAGAUGCCUGUCUCCUUAUGUGAUCUUCUCAACCAGUAGUGGAAAUGACAAUAAGUGCCCCUUAUAUUGCUCUGGAGGUGAUCAUCGCAGUACUGUCCAUUGUGGGGAAUGUACUGGUCUGCUGGGCAGUGGCCAUCAACAGCACUCUGAAAAAUGCCACCAACUAUUUCCUGGUCUCCUUGGCAGUGGCUGAUAUAGCGGUGGGGCUGCUGGCCAUUCCAUUCGCCAUCACCAUCAGCAUCGGCUUUGAGACUGAUUUCCACAGCUGCCUGUUCUUUGCCUGCUUUGUGCUGGUGCUGACCCAAAGCUCCAUCUUCAGCCUGUUGGCUGUGGCUAUAGACAGGUACCUGGCCAUCAAGAUUCCUCUCAGGUACAAGAGUCUGGUCACUGGAAAAAGAGCAAGAGCCGUUAUCGCUGUCUUUUGGAUCCUGUCCUUUGUCAUGGGCCUAACUCCGCUGAUGGGCUGGAACUGCAUGGAAGGAGACUGUGGUUCAAAUGAAACUAUAUCUGGCCGCAACAGAACGGUUUCCUGUUUGUUCGAAAAAGUUGUUACAAUGACUUACAUGGUGUACUUCAAUUUUUUUGGGUGCGUUCUACUUCCAUUGCUAAUCAUGCUGGGAAUAUACAUCAAGAUUUUCAUGGUGGCCCGAAAACAGCUGAGACAAAUUGAAUUGAAAUGUGUUGGUGCUGACACUUCAAGGACCACUCUUCAGAAGGAGGUAAAUGCGGCCAAGUCCUUGUCCAUCAUCGUGGGUCUCUUUGCUUUCUGCUGGUUGCCCAUCCACAUCUUGAACUGCAUCACCCUCUUUGACCCCGAGUUCCACAAAAGAAAGCCAGAGUGGGUCAUGAACGUGGCCAUCAUCUUGUCUCAUGCCAACUCUGUGGUCAACCCCAUCAUAUAUGCCUACAAAAUUAGAGACUUUCGUUACACCUUUCGCAAGAUUAUUUCUAAGAACCUUCUCUGCAAGAAGGAUAACUUCUCCAAGUUUCCCAACGGCAGCAUUGGGCAGGCCAGACAAACGCAUAUCAGUAGCGUAUCCGCUGCCAAUGUUUUCAUGUGACUGUUCGUGCCUUCAACUGGGUGAAGGAAUCUUCUGUUACUUGGUUUCCUGGACAUACUGAAUCUUGUGAACUUAUUGCUGAGACCAUGAAGGAUUUCCUAACUGGCCACUUUGCUGCUGCACUUUGUUAAUACGAAAUGUUCACCCUUCUUUUACUAUGAAGGUAUUACUGACAUUUCCAGUUUCUCUGCACUGUUGACAGUCUUACUAGUUUUAACGAAUCCAUGAGAUACCUACUCAUCAAUGCAUGUAAUAUGUUCAUUUAAAAACAUAGAUACAUUACUUAGAGGGCUGUGCACAUAAUCCCUAAACUGGUGUUUUCACAAGCUUAGAAUAAGCCAUUAAAAUUA
Messenger RNA from Nanorana parkeri, 1531 nucleotides. It is a transcript of the gene ADORA2B, whose product is annotated as adenosine A2b receptor. NCBI's taxonomy places the organism in Eukaryota, Metazoa, Chordata, Amphibia, Anura, Dicroglossidae. Gene Ontology annotation, cellular component: membrane. The coding region runs from base 165 to 1181 and encodes 338 amino acids. The record is from RefSeq and is a predicted model, not a curated record. The transcript is spliced from 2 exons. Gene Ontology annotation, molecular function: G protein-coupled adenosine receptor activity. Gene Ontology annotation, biological process: vasodilation; G protein-coupled adenosine receptor signaling pathway; adenylate cyclase-activating G protein-coupled receptor signaling pathway.